CUCUAUUGACAUCCUCUCUGCGACCCUCUUCUGUAUCCAUCCAUACAAACUGUUAAAAUGUCAACAGAAGACCUUUUGAAAGACAAGUUCUACCUUCGUUACUACACUGGUCAUCAAGGUGCACAUGGACAUGAGUUCCUUGAGUUCGAAUACUCCUACGGACGUAUUCGAUAUGCCAACAACUCCAACUACCGAAAUGACAGUCUUAUUCGAAAAGAGAUGUUCGUCUCCCCCGCCGUUGUCGACGAAUUGAAGAGAAUUGUUCGAGAGAGUGAAAUCACAAAAGAAGAUGAUGUGGCAUGGCCUAGGAAGAACGUCGUUGGAAAGCAAGAACUCGAAGUCAGAAUAGAUAAGGAACAUAUCUCAUUCGAGACUGCCAAGAUCGGUGCUCUUGCGGAAGUGAAUGAUUCUAGUGACCCUGAUGGAUUACGAGUAUUUUACUACUUGAUCCAGGAUCUUAAAUGUUUCAUUUUUGCCCUCAUUCAGAUGCACUUCAAGAUCAAGCCUAUCCAAUCCUAAACAAAAUGUACUCAUGAGUAGAAAGAUAGUUUGUCGAUUUUAUAUACCUUGGCGAUAGCAUGCAUGUAUAACAGUCCGCCCAGC
Cryptococcus deneoformans JEC21 is the source of this 603-nucleotide messenger RNA. RefSeq lists its product as hypothetical. The coding region runs from base 58 to 519 and encodes 153 amino acids. The record is from RefSeq and is a predicted model, not a curated record. The transcript is spliced from 9 exons. Gene Ontology annotation, cellular component: exon-exon junction complex; nucleus. Lineage: Eukaryota; Fungi; Basidiomycota; Tremellomycetes; Tremellales; Cryptococcaceae. Gene Ontology annotation, biological process: RNA splicing.